CUGGAACUUGAAGGAUGAAGAAGUCUUGAGGAGGCAGAUGAGAAAUGAUUAUGAUGGAAGAUUUGUUCAAUAUCAUUCCAAAUCAGACCUCGUUGCCACUCCUAUAUAACUCCUUCAUCCUUUGUUUGUUCCUGAUUGCUUUGCGCAUGCUACUCCGGCAGUUUUCCCGUCUUUAUCGACCCUCUCCAUCGCCCGCUCGCAUGAGACUUGCUCAGAUGUCUUCCCAUAUCUCCAAUGGCCACUCGAAUGGCCUCACCAGUGGCCCUCGAACCGAAGUACAAAAUGAUGCCACUUCUACUCUAGCAGACAUCCCAAAGUCGAACAACUUUACCUCCAAGCUGCCUCCAGACCCUCAGUUUCCCACUCCCAUCGACUCACAUAAAGCGCCUCGGCAAAAGCUGGGCCCUCGUAUGGUCCGAGGUGCAUUGUAUACAUAUGUUCGACCCGAGCCCACAGAAGACCCCGAGCUCUUAGCCAUCAGCAAAGCAGCUCUGCGCGAUAUUGGGCUUGCCGAUAGUGAGGCCAACUCACAAGAACUUAAAGAGGUCGUAGCGGGCAAUAAGUUCUACUGGGAUGAAGAAAAUGGUGGGAUCUAUCCUUGGGCGCAAUGCUAUGGUGGUUUCCAAUUUGGCCAAUGGGCGGGCCAAUUGGGUGAUGGACGAGCAAUCUCUCUGUUCGAGUCGAUCAACCCGCAGACCAAGGUCCGCUACGAACUCCAGUUGAAGGGCGCAGGCAAGACACCAUAUUCGCGCUUUGCUGAUGGUAAAGCUGUCCUGCGAUCCAGCAUCAGAGAGUUCAUUGUGUCGGAGUAUUUGAACUCAAUUGGUAUCCCCACCACACGAGCCUUGUCGCUUACGCUGUGUCCGAAAUCCACCGUGGUUCGAGAACAGCUUGAGCCAGGCGCUAUUGUAUGUCGUUUCGCUCAAUCGUGGUUGCGACUGGGGACUUUUGACCUCCUGAGAUCCAGAGGGGACCGCGACUUGAUUCGAAAAGUCGCCACCUACGUCGCUGAAGAUGUCUUUGGUGGGUGGGAGUCACUGCCUGCAGUCCUGCCCGCCGACACGAAAGACGCACACCUUGACCCAGGCAGAGGCGUGCCAAAGGACGAGCUCCAGGGUAAGGAAGGUGCCGAGGAGAACCGUUUCACCAGGCUAUACCGCGAAAUCGUACGUCGCAACGCCAAGGUCGUCGGCAUGUGGCAAGCAUACGGCUUCAUGAAUGGCGUCCUCAACACCGACAACACCUCGAUCUAUGGUCUGUCAAUGGAUUAUGGUCCUUUUGCCUUUAUGGACAACUUUGACCCUGCAUAUACUCCCAACCACGACGAUCACAUGCUUCGAUACAGUUACCGGGCUCAACCUAGUAUUAUCUGGUGGAACCUUGUCCGCCUGGGCGAGUCUCUAGGUGAACUAAUAGGCGCUGGUGAUCGUGUCGACGAUCAAGUAUUUGUGGAAAAGGGCGUCGAGGAAGACUUUGCUCCGGUACUGAUCAAGCGUGCUGAGACCAUCAUUGACCAGAUCGGCGAUGAAUACAAAGCGGUGUUCCUCAGCGAGUACCGUCGCCUGAUGACUUUGCGCCUGGGCCUGAAGAGUCAAAAGGACGGUGACUUCGAAACCUUGUUUUCCGAGCUCCUUGACACUAUGGAAGCACUCGAACUCGACUUCAACCACUUCUUCCGCCGGCUGUCCACUGUGAAAUUGGACGACAUUAACACCCAGGAGAAACGAGAACAGACGGCCGAACGGUUUUUCCAUCAUGAAGGAGUCACGGGCUUGAACGAGACCAACGACUCUGGACGCGAGAAGGUCGGGAAGUGGCUUGAUUCCUGGCGUGAACGUAUCGAGGAAGACUGGGGCAGCGAGUCAUCUGCCGACGAAGAGAGGGAGAAGGCCAUGAAAGCAGUCAACCCCAACUUCGUACCCAGAGGAUGGUUGCUCGACGACAUCAUUAACCGCGUUCAGACCAAGAAGGAACGAGACAUCCUCAAGGGAGUGAUGGAGAUGACCAUGAACCCGUUCCAAGAUGAGUGGCAAUGGAACGAGGAGAUUGAAAAGAAGUAUUGCGGUGAUGUUCCACGAUUCCAACGAGCAAUUCAAUGCAGUUGCUCUUCAUAAGAGACAUGCAGAGGAAAAGACUGUAGAUAAUGCAAUGAGACAUUCAUAUUGAUCAGAUUGUCGCAUCAUGGCUAUGGUAUGGAUGAG
Molecule: messenger RNA, 2201 nt
Organism: Exophiala xenobiotica
Lineage: Eukaryota; Fungi; Ascomycota; Eurotiomycetes; Chaetothyriales; Herpotrichiellaceae
Exons: 1
Coding region: 45-2114 (689 amino acids)
Source: RefSeq, a predicted model, not a curated record